CUGGCUAAAGACCUGCUGCAUCCCUCCGCGGAGGACGAGAAGAGCAAGCACAAAAAGAAACGUCUUGUGCAGAGCCCAAACUCCUACUUCAUGGAUGUAAAAUGUCCAGGGAAAUAUUUGGGAUGAUGCUACAAGAUCACCACUGUAUUCAGCCAUGCUCAGACAGUAGUUCUCUGCGUAGGGUGCUCAACUGUCCUGUGUCAGCCUACUGGGGGGAAAGCCAGGCUCACAGAAGGCUGUUCAUUUAGAAGAAAGCAACACUGA
Mesitornis unicolor (brown roatelo) is the source of this 264-nucleotide messenger RNA. RefSeq names its product 40S ribosomal protein S27-like. Gene Ontology annotation, biological process: translation; ribosomal small subunit assembly. Gene Ontology annotation, cellular component: cytosolic small ribosomal subunit; ribosome. The record is from RefSeq and is a predicted model, not a curated record. Gene Ontology annotation, molecular function: RNA binding; structural constituent of ribosome. The transcript has 3 exons. Lineage: Eukaryota; Metazoa; Chordata; Aves; Mesitornithiformes; Mesitornithidae. The annotation marks the transcript as partial.